Messenger RNA from Pogoniulus pusillus (Red-fronted tinkerbird), 1566 nucleotides. RefSeq names its product selectin E (gene SELE). Gene Ontology annotation, biological process: cell adhesion. The transcript has 11 exons. The coding region runs from base 87 to 1550 and encodes 487 amino acids. The record is from RefSeq and is a predicted model, not a curated record. NCBI's taxonomy places the organism in Eukaryota, Metazoa, Chordata, Aves, Piciformes, Lybiidae. Gene Ontology annotation, cellular component: membrane.
CCCAGAAGAACCAACAACUCCUUGCUGCAAAACAUUAUGCUGGCCAUCUGUUUAGAAGCUACAGAGAAGAGACAACUCUCAGUAACAUGGUUGACUUGUGGUUCUUACCCCUUCUUACUUAUGGCCUGAUAAGACUGCAGGGGGUGCAUUGUUGGACGUACCAUUAUUCAGACACAAACAUGACCUACAGUGAAGCAGAGCUGUGGUGCAAAGAGAGGUAUACUAACAUGGUUGCUAUUCAGAAUAAGGAGGAAAUCAACUAUCUCAAUAACUUCUUACCCUUCAAUCCGGGUUACUACUGGAUUGGGAUCAGAAAAAUUCAUGAGGUGUGGACCUGGAUUGGAACUAACAAAGAACUGACAGAAGAGGCAGAAAACUGGGCUUCUGGUGAGCCAAAUGGCAAAGGGAACAAUGAGGACUGUGUUGAAAUCUACAUCAGAAGAGGAAAGGAUGAUGGCAAAUGGAAUGACGAGAAGUGUGAGAAAAAGAAGGUUGCCUUGUGCUACACAGCUUCCUGUAACCCAUCUCUCUGCAGUGGCCAUGGUGAGUGCAUAGAGACUAUUAACAACCACAGCUGCCACUGUCACCCUGGAUUCUAUGGGCCUGACUGUGAGUUUGUUGAGACCUGUGAUCCGCUGAGGAAACCUGAUCAUGGGAGCCUGCAGUGCAGCCAUCCAUUGGAGAGCUUCAGCUACAACUCAUCCUGCACAGUGCAGUGUGAGGAAGGAUAUGAACUGACUGCAUUGGCAUCUGUAUACUGUACCUCUUCUGGAGUCUGGUCUGCCCGCCUGGCAGCAUGCCAAGCUGUGACCUGUCCUGCCUUGGGAAAGCCUGCUAAUGGAGCUGUGAACUGCUCCCACCCCUCUGCGGAGCUGACCUGGGGUGCCACCUGUGAGUUCACUUGCGAGGAAGGGUUCACCCUGACAGGAGCAGCCACACUGCAGUGUGGGUCUACUGGGGCCUGGGACAAGCAGCAGCCAUCCUGUGCAGCUGUGAGAUGUGAGGCUGUAGGCAGGCUAGAAGGAGGCUUUGUGACCUGUGACCACGCUGCUGCAGAUCUCAGCUCUGGUUCACGUUGUGAUUUCCGCUGCAAGGAGGGCUAUGUUCUGGACGGCCCCUCCAGCACGGAGUGCACAGCACAGGGACGGUGGUCAGAGCCAGCACCAAAAUGCACAGUUGUGCAGUGUGAACCACUGAGGACUCCUGAGAAGGGCUCUGUGGAUUGCUCACACGGUGCUGGGAACUUCACCUACAACACAGCCUGCCUCUUCAGCUGUCUGGAAGGAUGGAAGCUCAGUGGCUCUCGUGUUCUUGAGUGCAGCCAGUCAGGAAACUGGAGUGCCCGUCUGCCUACAUGUGAAGCUUCUGAACAAGCCAGCUACAUCUCUGUGGGCAUAGCAGCCACCAGUGCCUCUCUGGUGUCCACAGCAUCAUUCCUCCUGUGGCUUGCAAGGCGUUUCCGAAGAAAAGUGAAGAAAUUUACUCCUUCCAGCAGCUGCCAGAGCCUAACCACUGAAGGCAGCUUCCAAAGUGCUGUCCAGAAUGUCUGACUCCAGGUGUUUCAGG